AUGUCCAAAAUCACAAUGCCUCUCUUUUCUACCGUUUACCUCAUUUUUGCGAUGGCUGGUGCCAUCGAUGCGAAAAAGUGUAACAUCCAAUUCGACGGCAGAGUGCCUACCGCUUUCACUCCUGCCGACUUCGAUACUUCAGCUAGUCCCUUCAAUAACGGUUUUGUCUUUGGAAAAGGCCUAAAGGCUAGCGAUGUUGUUACGAUUCCGAACCUUCCGCCCUCAUUGUUUGAUGGCACUGCCGGCAAGCCGUUUCAAGUGAACAUUGACGAUAGGUCCAUCUUCGCUCCGACUGAAACCAAUGUGCAAACCGGAUUUCGUCGGGCCGAAAUGCUGCCUAUGAGCAACAAUGGUACCGAUCCUUCAACUUCAGGUAUCAAAACCGUACAUUGGAGUAUGAUGAAAGACCCAAAGAAGCCCUUCAAUCUGACACAUGAGUAUCAAAUGGUCUUUCUGGAAAGCUCCAUCUUCAGCUCGAACCAGUUUGCUUUGAAGUACGGUGAUCUUAUUGGAAUUCAUCCUAAGGACUCGGAUGUUUUGCAUCUCUUUGGCAACUCGAACACUCAACCCUCGCCGGAGUUGUUCACAACAAAGUUUACCGAGGGAGUUUUCCACAACUUUGCGCUAACUUUAGACUUUACCAAAAAUCUCACCCAAGUAUACUACUCCCAAGGUUCCGACCCGCUCGUUCCCCAAGGCAAGCCACAAGUGAAUGAUAUUCAGGGUCAAGGCCAGUUCCAUUUUGGAGUGCUGAAAAAGUCAAUCAAUGGAACUGGUGACCUAACAAAGUCUGGAUUUCACGAGUCUGGCAUCAAUGAGGGACUUAUCUUUGGAGGUAUUUUCCAGGAGGACAGCGCUGAUGGAUGUGUGACCUUGUCUCCUUGA
Messenger RNA from Colletotrichum truncatum, 885 nucleotides. RefSeq lists its product as uncharacterized. The record is from RefSeq and is a predicted model, not a curated record. Lineage: Eukaryota; Fungi; Ascomycota; Sordariomycetes; Glomerellales; Glomerellaceae.